This is a messenger RNA of Zeugodacus cucurbitae (melon fly), 1134 nucleotides long. RefSeq names its product doublesex- and mab-3-related transcription factor 2 (gene dmrt11E). The coding region runs from base 1 to 1134 and encodes 377 amino acids. The record is from RefSeq and is a predicted model, not a curated record. Gene Ontology annotation, molecular function: DNA-binding transcription factor activity, RNA polymerase II-specific; RNA polymerase II cis-regulatory region sequence-specific DNA binding. The transcript is spliced from 2 exons. Lineage: Eukaryota; Metazoa; Arthropoda; Insecta; Diptera; Tephritidae. Gene Ontology annotation, biological process: regulation of transcription by RNA polymerase II; sex differentiation. Gene Ontology annotation, cellular component: nucleus.
AUGCCCGCUCAAUACACACCACCCACAUCACCAGCACCAUCAGAUCAAACCAUAGAUAUGCAAGAUAUGCGUCACAACAACAUGACGACGGCACCACAAACACCAGGCACAGCCGCCUACUCACCCAACUCCAGCUGCGCCACCACAUACUCGUGCGCUUCAUCAGCCACCACCUCCACAAGCUCACCACCGCCGGCGCCACAAAAGGAGUCACGCAUGUUGCGUACACCGAAAUGUGCACGCUGUCGCAAUCAUGGCGUCAUCUCUUGUGUCAAAGGUCACAAAAAGCUUUGUCGUUGGCGUGAAUGUUGCUGUCCGAACUGUCAAUUGGUUGUCGAUCGGCAACGUGUGAUGGCCGCACAGGUUGCGCUGAGGCGCCAACAAUCAAUGGAAGCAUUAGAGGCACAACAGGCGGGUGGUCAAAGCACGCUGAGUGAAGGUGUUACUGGAACAACAACGACAACACUAACGUGUAAUACGGAUGUUAAAACAACAACAUCGAGUUCAUAUCGCACCAAACAGGCGCUGAUAGCACAAAAAAAGAUCUACAAACAACGUUUGCGUUCACUACAACAAACAACACUCCACAUAACCGCCGCCAUGGAAGAAUACAAGCAACGUUUUCCCACCAUUAAUUCACCGUUACUGGAGCGUAUCCGUAAGCGACGCGCCUUCGCCGAUCCCGAAUUGAAUUGGGUAAAUCUGGAUGCCGCCACUUUGUUGACUACAACGACGCCUCUAACACAAUUUCACGCGGCCGAUGUGUCUCAUGCACCGAUCGCAAUGCCCACCGCUCUGCCACAUGGCCAUGGUAACGCUUAUAUGGGUUCGCCGCCACUGCCGCCCUACUUUGUCACGCCCACCUUGUUUCCAGCAGCUGCUCCCACUGACACCUACACCUUCUGCAGUGGCUUUGAGAAUUAUCCUGCUGCACAAUCCGCCGACGCGCGUUUUGCUCCUUUGUCAUUGUGGCAUGCCAACCCCUUGUCAGCGCCAUCAGCACCAACAUCUACUCCUGUGUCACCUGCUACAACGCCGAAUAGCACGCAAGCGCAGAGUGUGGAAUUAAUUACGCCCGUUAAGAAGCCAAAAUUGAGUUUUUCCAUUGAAUCAAUCAUUGGCGUUAGUUCAUAA